AAGAAACUCAAAUUUGCACGAAUCUUGAAUUUCUAAUAUCAAAAUCUAAAAAGUGCUAAAAAACUACUGUAACAAUGGGCGAAUCAGCAGGGUCAAUCAUUUCUGAUGUUUCACACCAGAACAUUGACACAUGGCUCCGGCCGUCUACCUUUACAAAUGAACUGGAAGAGUCUGUUAGAGGCCAUAUCCACCAAGAAUUGACCAGCUGGCUAUUCUACCGAAAGCUCGCGGCGGAUUGUUCACGAAGCAAUCUCGCUCUACACGGGUUUGCCAUGCUAUGGGAAAGGAGUGCCUGGGAAUGUCUGCUUGACAUGAACUGGUUGGAAAAGUACCUCGUCACUCGCGGAGGACGCUCGAAACCCACCAACAUCGAGGCGCCAAAAAUCGAUUUCCCAGAUUCACCUGUUGAGCCUGUUGGACCCUGUCGGGAAGCUUUCACAGUCCAGAAGAAGCUCUUCGAAGAUCUGCAGCGGUUGGUUACUUUGGCCGAAAAACAACAAGACACUGCCUUAGUGACAGCCAUAGAGUCACGAUACCUACGCAAACAUGCGAAGCAUUUGAAGAACCUUGGAGAUCUUGUACAGCAAGUGGCUCGAGUCUCAAAGCAGCAUGGACUCGGUCUAUAUCUUUUGGAUUCAGAGUUGCGUCGUCAUAAUGGUGUUAUUCCGUGGAUGUCCCUGAAUGAUCCUGAUAGUCAUUUUGAGAGUGUCAGUGUUCUUACAAAGAAGAUCAAUGAGGGACUUGCGCUUGAUGCACAUGCCGCACAUCAUCAAGGAGGAGCGCAUGGAGCGAAGGGCUCUGGACAUUAGCUGUAUCUAUAGAAGAAUUUUUGUACCUAUAUUGUCAAGGAAAUGGACCUCUCUUCUCCUUA
Messenger RNA from Talaromyces stipitatus ATCC 10500, 871 nucleotides. RefSeq lists its product as uncharacterized. Gene Ontology annotation, cellular component: cytoplasm. Gene Ontology annotation, molecular function: ferrous iron binding; ferric iron binding. The coding region runs from base 75 to 809 and encodes 244 amino acids. The record is from RefSeq and is a predicted model, not a curated record. Lineage: Eukaryota; Fungi; Ascomycota; Eurotiomycetes; Eurotiales; Trichocomaceae. The transcript is spliced from 3 exons. Gene Ontology annotation, biological process: intracellular iron ion homeostasis; iron ion transport.